CAGGACGAGCUGCCAAGCGCGCAUGGAAGCCCUGGUCUAACACCAGCCUAUUUCGGGGACACCGAUGGCCAAGUGGCUCCGUGACUAUCUGAGCUUCGGUGGCCGGAGGCCCCCACCGCAGCCGCCCACCCCCGACUACACCGAGAGCGACAUCCUACGGGCUUACCGCGAGCAGAAGGACCUGGACUUCGAGGAUCCCUACGAGGACGCCAAUGGCCGCCCCGAGCCAGAGCCCACCGGGCCAGGAGACUCUAAGUACGACUCUCCCAGGCACCGGCUGAUCAAGGUGGAGGCUGCGGAUAUGGCCAGAGCCAAGGCCCUGCUGAGCAGCCCUGGGGAGGAGCCUGAAGAAGACUCUGAGUACUCGGAUCCUUUCGAUGCCCAGCCUCAGCCACCAGCCUCAGAUGAUGGGUACAUGGAACCCUAUGAUGCCCGGAGCAGCUCGAGUGAACGGCCAAGCAGAGCCGUCCAACUUUACGAUACUCCUUAUGAAGAGGAGCAGAAUGUUGAGCCAGAAGACGGGGCGUCUUCCGGCCAGAGCAGGCUGCCUCUGGAGGAUGAGAGGCCAGCGGAUGAAUACGACCAGCCUUGGGAGUGGAAAAAAGAUCACAUCUCCAGGGCCUUCGCAGUACAGUUUGAUGGCCCUGACUGGGAACGGACCCCAGGCUCGACCAAGGAGCCCCGGAGACCGCAGCCUGCAGAGCGCGUGGAUGCAGCCCUGGCCCUGGAGAAGCAGCCGUGGUUUCAUGGCCCCUUGAGCCGCAUGGAGGCCGAAAACCUUUUGUCCCUCUGCAAGGAAGGCAGCUACCUAGUGAGACUCAGUGAGACCAGAGCUCAGGACUGCAUCCUGUCCCUCAGGAGCAGUCAGGGAUCCAUGCAUCUGAAGUUCGUGCGGACCCGGGAGAACCAGGUGGUGCUGGGCCAGCACAGCGGACCCUUCCCCAGCGUUCCCGAGCUGGUCCUGCAUUACAGUGCCCGUCCGCUGCCUGUGCAGGGCGCUGAGCACCUGGCGCUGCUUUACCCUGUCGCUGGCAGCCAGAGCCCCUGAGCUGCCAAGCCAGGGAGGGGACAGGGG
Phodopus roborovskii (desert hamster) is the source of this 1075-nucleotide messenger RNA. RefSeq names its product Src homology 2 domain containing transforming protein D (gene Shd). Gene Ontology annotation, molecular function: phosphotyrosine residue binding. The record is from RefSeq and is a predicted model, not a curated record. The transcript has 6 exons. NCBI's taxonomy places the organism in Eukaryota, Metazoa, Chordata, Mammalia, Rodentia, Cricetidae. The coding region runs from base 65 to 1048 and encodes 327 amino acids.